ACAUCCGCUCAUCAUCAAAUCUAGAAGCUAUUUAUACUGAAUUCGAUAGCCCUCAGCUACCCAUAAAGAGUGCUUCUGCUCUCGUAAGCGUCGUUUUCGCUUAAGCAGCUUGCCUGCUCUUUUCUUGUCGAGCUCUGUUCUCUCAAAUAGGCCAAUUGGUCCAAGAAGACGGCAAACUGGCACAAUGACCUGCAAUAUGUGUCCUUGCUUGCUGCUUGCUGAGAGACUUUGCGCCGCACGACAACUUGGUCUUAAAGACUCUGAUGAUCGCAAAAUGCCUGCUAUCGUGUUCAAGCAGAUAGAAAACUUCCUCAUAGCUCACUAUCGCAUUGUUGCUAACCUCAGGCGCUUCAUGCGUCUGCUCAUUGAACGCGACCUUGCUUCGCGAACGGAGGUCAUUCGCAGCACACUUCACAACGAAGAUCUUUGUGGUGCCCUGACGACUAGCCACUUUGCAUCUUGGCCACGAUCACAAGCUGGCGUUUGUAGGCUGAAAACUGGAAGAGUGUAGCGCUAGUGGAUCUUAGGAGUCGUUGACUUUGCCGUUUUGCUUCACUCUUGUCUUGUCACUUCAGGACGAGAUGGGAUGACCAGCACACGCAUCUGCUCUGCACCGUCUUGCUGCUCGUAGACAACACCUCACAGUCCUUGAGCUCUCAC
Molecule: messenger RNA, 660 nt
Organism: Protomyces lactucae-debilis
Lineage: Eukaryota; Fungi; Ascomycota; Taphrinomycetes; Taphrinales; Protomycetaceae
Exons: 1
Coding region: 185-511 (108 amino acids)
Source: RefSeq, a predicted model, not a curated record